CAUAGCGCACCUCGGCCCCGGAGUCCUGAACAGUGCAAUCCGCCCUCCUCGCGGGUCAUCGUCCGGCCUGCUAGGAAGGAAGCGGCUGUCGGGAGGAGAGAGGAGAGCAGGAGCAGCACCGGCGGACGGAAUGGCGGCGCCGCCGAAGGCGUGGAAGGCGGAGUACGCCAAGUCCGGGCGGUCCUCGUGCAAGUCAUGCAGAUCCCCCAUCGCCAAGGACCAGCUCCGCCUCGGCAAGAUGGUCCAGGCCACCCAGUUCGACGGAUUCAUGCCCAUGUGGAACCAUGCUAGUUGCAUCUUCAGUAAGAAGAACCAGAUAAAAUCUGUUGAUGAUGUUGAAGGAAUAGAUGCGCUUAGAUGGGAUGACCAGGAGAGGAUAAGAAACUAUGUUGGAAGUGCCUCAGCUGCUACAAGUUCCACAGCUGCUGUUCCCGAUAAAUGUACUAUUGUGGUUGCUCAAUCUGCUCGUGCUUCAUGCAGACAAUGCAGUGAAAAGAUUACAAAAGGAACGGUUCGUGUUUCAGCUAAGCUUGAGGGUCAAGGUUCCAAGGGUCUACCAUGGUACCAUGUCAACUGUUUCUUCGAGAUAUCCCCAACUGCAACUGUUGAGAAAUUCUCAGGCUGGGAGACUUUGUCUGACGAGGAUAAAGGAAUUGUUCUUGAUCUUGUUAACAAAGAUGUUGGCAAAAAAGAACAAACUAAGGGUUCCAAGCGCAAGAAAGGCGAAAACGAUGUGCAUGACUGCAAAGCACCCAAGUUAAUUGGAAGUAUAUCAGAAGGCACAAUGAGAAACAAGGGAAAACUUGUUGACCCAUGUGAUUCCAAUGCUGUUUCUGCUGAUCUCCAACAAAAGCUUAAAGAGCAAAGUGACACGCUUUGGAAGUUAAAGGACGAGCUUAAAAAGCAUGUAUCAACUGCUGAGCUAAGAGAUAUGCUUGAAGCUAAUGAGCAAGAUUCAUCUGGACCAGAGAGGCAGCUAUUGGAUUGUUGUGCUGAUGGAAUGCUAUUUGGAGCGUUGGGUCCUUGUCCAGUCUGUUCUAACUGCCUGCACUAUUAUAAUGGUCAAUAUCAGUGCAGUGGUGAUGUAUCAGAGUGGUCCAAGUGUACAUACUCUACAACAGAACCUGUACGCAUUAAAAAAAAGUGGCAAAUUCCUGAUGGAACAAAGAAUGAUUAUCUAUUGAAGUGGUUCAAGUCUCAAAAGGUAAAAAAAACUGAGAGAGUUCUUCCCCCAAUCUCACCUGAGAAAUCUGGAAGUAAAGCAACUCAGCGAACCUGGUUACUCUCUUCUGAAGGAUUGGAUAAAUUAAGAUUUUCUAUAGUAGGACAAUCUAAAGAAGUGGUAGAUGAAUGGAUUCAGAAGCUCAAACUUGCUGGUGCCAAUUUCCAAGCCAGGGUUACCAAAGAUAUCAAUUGUUUAGUUUCAUGCGGUGAGCUUGACAAUGAGAAUGCUGAAGUCAGGAAAGCAAGGAGGCUGAAGAUACCGAUUGUGAGGGAAGGUUACAUUGGAGAAUGCGUUAGAAAAAAUAGAAUGCUUCCAUUUGAUUUAUAUAAAGUAGAGAACACCUUAGAGUCCUCAAAAGGUGGCAUUGUCACUGUUAAAGUUAAGGGCCGAAGUGCUGUUCAUGAGUCCUCUGGUUUGCAAGAUACAGCUCAUAUUCUUGAAGAUGGAAAAAGCAUUUACAAUACAACCCUAAACAUGUCUGACCUGGCACGAGGUGUGAACAGCUACUACAUACUACAGGUCAUUGAAGAAGAUGAUGGGUCUGAAUGCUAUGUGUUUCGAAAGUGGGGACGGGUUGGAAGUGAACAAAUUGGAGGCAAAAAGCUGGAGGAGAUGUCAAAAACUGAUGCAAUCCACGAAUUCAAAAGAUUAUUUCUUGAGAAGACUGGAAAUCCAUGGGAAGCUUGGGAACAAAAAACAUAUUUCCAGAAGCAGCCUGGGAGAUUUUAUCCACUUGAUAUUGAUUAUGGUGUUAAGCAAAGACCAAAAGGGAAAGAUAUCGGUGAAAUGAAAAGUUCUCUUGCUCCUCAGUUGCUGGAACUCAUGAAGAUGCUUUUCAACGUGGAGGCAUAUAGAGCUGCUAUGAUGGAAUUCGAAAUUAAUAUGUCGGAAAUGCCUCUUGGGAAGCUAAGCAAGGAAAAUAUUCAGCAAGGAUUCGAAGCAUUAACUGAGAUACAGAAUUUAUUGAAGAACACUGGUGAUCAAGAGCUGGCUGUCAGAGAAAGCUUAAUUAUUGCUUCGAGCAAUCGUUUUUUCACUCUUAUUCCUUCUAUUCAUCCUCAUAUCAUACGGGAUGAGGAUGAUUUGAUGAUGAAAGUGAAAAUGCUUGAAGCUCUGCAGGAUAUUGAAAUUGCUUCCAGACUAGUUGGCUUCGAUAGUGAUAAUGAUGAGUCUCUUGAUGAUAAGUACAUGAAACUUCACUGCAACAUCACCCCGCUGGCUCAUGAUAGUGAAGAUUACAAGCUAGUUGAGAGGUAUCUCCAAAACACACAUGCUCCUACUCACAAGGACUGGUCACUGGAACUAGAGGAUGUCUUUUCACUUGAUCGAGAUGGAGAACUUAAUAAGUAUUCAAGAUAUAAAAAUAAUCUGCAUAACAAGAUGCUAUUAUGGCAUGGUUCAAGGUUGACAAAUUUUGUAGGAAUUCUUAGUCAAGGGCUAAGAAUCGCACCUCCCGAGGCUCCUGUUACAGGCUAUAUGUUUGGCAAAGGCCUCUACUUUGCAGAUUUAGUAAGCAAGAGUGCACAAUAUUGUUAUGUGGAUAGAAAAGAUCCAGUCGGUUUGAUGCUUCUUUCUGAGGUUGCUUUAGGAGACAUGUAUGAACUAAAGAAAGCCACGUCCAUGGACAAACCUCCAAGAGGGAAGCAUUCAACCAAGGGCUUAGGCAAAACUGUGCCGCAGGAGUCGGAGUUUGUGAAAUGGAGAGACGAUGUUGUUGUCCCUUGCGGCAAGCCAGUGCCAGCAUCAAUCAGGAACUCUGAACUUCUAUACAAUGAGUAUAUUGUCUACAAUACAUCGCAGGUGAAGAUGCAGUUCUUGUUGAAGGUGAGGUUCCAUCACAAGAGGUGACUGGAAGACUAAAGGAGUAGAGUUAGUUGAAGCGUCUCUUUUGGUAGUAGUCGUCUUCCAUGUGUAUAUGCAGUCCUAUCAUCCUGUAGUUUAGGUAGGUUAUGGGGCGCUCGCCAUUGAUCCAUUUUGGGAAUGUUGCCUGGGCAUCGGUGCGAGUAGCACGAACAAUCCUUCCGGGCGUUAGUCUUCGGUAGAUGACUGAUAGUUGCUUAACUCUUGGGGUAAUGUGACACUGUUGCGACGCCACCUGCUUUAUCUUCGCUCGUGUCGAUCGUGUUCUGUUGCAUGAGUGCCAAGCGUAUAGGGUAUAAAGCAGGGCAAUGGAAGCUAUCCCGAUCUGUAUGUUCGUCAUA
This is a messenger RNA of Phragmites australis (common reed), 3426 nucleotides long. Its product is annotated as poly [ADP-ribose] polymerase 1. Gene Ontology annotation, cellular component: nucleus. The transcript has 20 exons. Bases 131 to 3073 code for a protein of 980 amino acids. Gene Ontology annotation, molecular function: NAD binding; NAD+ poly-ADP-ribosyltransferase activity; zinc ion binding. NCBI's taxonomy places the organism in Eukaryota, Viridiplantae, Streptophyta, Magnoliopsida, Poales, Poaceae. The record is from RefSeq and is a predicted model, not a curated record.